ACAAAAUUCUUGAAUUUUGAUAUGGCUGGGUGCUAAAAGUGUUCCAAUAUAUGUAGAAAAAACACAGUCAAAAUAUUUUUCCAAUACUUGAUGAUUUAGGGGUGCCACCACACAUCUGUUUUUGUUGGAUGAAGUAACAGUGCUCAAUGGUCGUCGUAGAGCUCUCAAAGACUGCAGCUCAAGAAAACAGAUCUUUAUAUUUUGUUUUGUGUUGGCUCUCACUGGGCCGACCACUGCUUUGGUCUGGGUGUCGGCACCACAUUGGUGAGGUCCUCCUGAACCAGGUUUUCACACACCUGAAGGUGGAGUCAUCACGCUCGCCAGAGGUUACCUUGUUCACACGUCUGAGAGAGAACUGGAAACUGUUACCACAAGAAUCCAGCACCCAAUGGUCCCGCUACAUUCCUGCCAACACCGAGCAACCAUUUCUGGGCAAGUUACGUGCUGAACUUCUCACGUGCGCAAAAGAAGUGAUUGACUACAAGCGAGGUGACUACCGUGAGUGUGUGCAGCUGUGUCUUGUGUUUCUGGAUGCAGAUGGUGAAGAGCAGACUGCACUGACCUUACAACGACCGGGAGCGCUCCACAAGGCACGAUGGAUGGCCAAGCUGCUCUACAGUCUCAAGCUGGCCUUGAUGGAGCAGCACAUCGCAUUGCUUCCCCAGGGCACAAUCACCACACGGCAGCAGGUGCCGAAGAUUCGAGCAUUUACCAACUUCAUCACACACAUCUAUGCAAAGUGGUGGCUGACCUGCGAGAAAGCUGUAGAUGCUGCCUGGAAUGACCUCACACUCUACCACCGCCUGCAGGCAUACAAGGCUGUAGAUGAGGCAUAUAAGGCACUAGAGAGGCAUCGCUGGUACCUGACAGGUGAGAUGUUACCCCUGGCUCUCUUCAGCAGCAAGGUGCCCAUUGAUGACAAGCGUGCACUUGCCAGUGCGAUCUUGGAGCACAAGUCAGCUGAUCUCCCCAUGCAUGUCCCACAGCAGCGCUUUGGCAAGCCAAAGUUCCCUGCCCUCUUGCCAACCACCAGCUUGCCCGACCUCGCCAAUACAGAUUGCUGGUUUGGGAUGCACCAGCUGAACAUUGAUCCAGCAUUUCUGUCUCUCGAUGUGAAGGAAUGGGCUACCAAUGCUGCGUUCAAAAAAAGUGAGGUCAAUGUCCAUGCAGUGAAUGUGGUCAAUGACUGUGCCGAGCGUGGCGUCAAGCUCACAUCUGACUUCGUUGCAGUGGCCAGGAAGGAGCAGCACCUGCAGAAUGUGCUGCAGGCAGUUGAACAUGACCGCAGCCAACAGCCAAACCUUCGCCGCUGCAAGCGCAAGCUAAUCCCUGAAUAA
Scomber scombrus (Atlantic mackerel) is the source of this 1337-nucleotide messenger RNA. RefSeq lists its product as uncharacterized. NCBI's taxonomy places the organism in Eukaryota, Metazoa, Chordata, Actinopteri, Scombriformes, Scombridae. The transcript has 2 exons. The coding region runs from base 147 to 1337 and encodes 396 amino acids. The record is from RefSeq and is a predicted model, not a curated record.